ACCAGUCUUUCUAGGGUGGUGGUGCUGCAAACUUCUCAGAAGUUGUGAAAGCUGCGGAUUAACGAAACCUGAACGAUCGGCGUCUCAGUUCAAAACCAUAGAUCUGCUUUUUUUUCGGAUAUAUAAUCGGAUUGUGAAUUAGGCGUUUUUGCAAAGGGCUGAAACGGCCGAGAAAACAUGCUGGUUUUCACCGCUGGCAUCAGGAUCGCUAGCACAUGAAUUAUAUGAAUGUAGAUAGAUAAAUGCAACGCGUUUAUGAUGACAACCGUGCCAGCGACACAAACCUUGGUUAGUUAACAUCUGAUUAUUUUUGUGUGUUUUUAAUAUCUUUUUCUGCCUCUGUUUUACAAUCUGUCCUCCGGACCUGGCUGACAUGACGCCCGAUCUCCUUAAUUUUAAGAAGGGGUGGAUGUCGGUGCUUGACGAAAAUGGAGAGUGGAAGAAACAUUGGUUUGUGCUGACUGACUCCAGCCUGAAAUACUACAGGGAUUCAGGAGCAGAAGAGAAGGAUGAUCUUGAUGGGGAGAUCGACCUGAGGUCCUGUGUAAAUGUGACCGAGUUUGACGUCGAAAAGAACUAUGGCUUCCAGAUACAGACCCUGAAUGCCGUCUUCAUCCUCUCUGCCAUGACUGCUGGAAUCCGCAAGAACUGGAUCGAGGUUUUGAGGAAAAGCGUCCGGACUGGCAAUACCCCUGACAUCACACAACUGCCGGAUAGCAGUAGUGACAAGGAGAACUCCCAUAGUCUUGGUCGCACCCCCUCCUCCCGUCAGCACCCCUCCUGGCAGUCGAGCGGGGCAGCCACCCCUCCCGCCACGGCUGCUAUGCGGCGGUUCGACUAUGUGGAGCUAGCACCGGUGACUGUGGCCCUUGGGGUUAUGCCCACCUCUCUCCGGGGGACAGGGGAGGGGCAGGCUCGGGAUAAAGGGCCGGGCACGACGAUGGAGCAGCGGCAGCGAAUGGAGGAAGAGAUUGAGAAGAAGUGGGCGGAGUUUGAGAAGCUUCCCCUGAAGAGGAUGUGCUCCCUGCCCCCGAUGAGCUCACUGGGCGGACAGCCGGCCAAUGAGGCGCUGCAGAGGGAGGUAGUGGCGUCUCUGAGGCAGCAGCUGGAGCGAAAACAGAGUGGAGGAGGAGGAGGAGGAGGAGGAGGGGGGGGGAUGGGUCACUGUGGGCCCGAGGCUCCAUGUGGCCGCAGCUUGGAGGCCAUGGAGACGGCGCACCAGCAUGCCCUGGCCGAGCUGCAGAGGAGACACGACAGGGAGACACGGGGGCUGGAGACGGAGAGGGAUAGACUGCUGAAGGAGGAAGCACAGGCCACGGCGCAGGCAAUGGAAGCUCUGAAGAAGGCCCACCACGAGGAGAUGGAGCGAGAGCUGGAGGCAGUCCGGCGGCUGGCGGGGGCCAGUGCGGAUGUGGAGGCUCUGAAGAGGCAGCAGGAGUCAGAUCGGCAGGGCCUGCAGAGGGAGCUGGACGGCCUGUCCGAUAGGUACUCUCAGAAGUGCCUGGAGCUGAACCGGGCCAUGCAGAGUGGUGGGGAGCGGGAGAGAGAGCUCAGCCGCAGGGACGCAGAGAUGGAGCAGCUGAAGAAAGACAAUCAGGUGCUCCAGGCCCGUGUGAUGGAGGAGAUCAACCGGAUGCACUCUUUGGCCAAAAGCCCAGGGUCAGAUGGCGUCCCUCAUGAUGGCCAUCAGCCCGACUCCUGUCACCUGGAGGUGCUGCUGCGGAUGAAGGAGAAUGAGGUGCAAUAUCUGCUUAAGGAGAUCGGCUGCCUGAGAGAGGAACUGCAAGCCCUCAACAUGGAAAAGCGGGAGGCAUGCAAGCGCUACAAGGAGGUGCACGCGGAGCUGAGCGGGAUGAAGAGCCGCAGCGAGCGGGAGGUGGUGGCCCUGAAGGAGCACCUGAAGCUGGCCAUGGCGGCUCUUCAGGAGGGCCAGCGGCUGGGGAACAGCCUGGACCACUGAGACUGAACCGGGGGGGGAUCCAGAGGGCUGAGUGCACAAGGAGAAUGGGGUUAAUGCGGAGGAGCCACCUCCUCAUCUUGAGUCAUGAGUGGACCCAAAUCAUUAUGUCGCGCUCUGUUGAACUACCCCCCCCCCCCAAAAUAAGCUCUCCUCCUUCUUAGAUGAGCUCCUCCUACACUGGUGUGACUGCUCUAUAUUUUUUUGGAUUAAUGGAGCCAGGAUAAUGAAACUUCCUGGAUCUGACUGACCUUCACUGAAAGGUCUUUAAAACUGGCUGUUAAAAUUAACAAAAAAAGGUUUUUCAAGGGUGUUCCAGGUCUCAAGGAUGCAGCCCUUUGCAGAGGACCUUGGUGCAGCCUUGUGUUCACAAGAUGCUGUCUUGGGGGACUGACCACUUAGUCCCGAUCUGUCAGGAAAGUGCGAUGAAAUGCUUUAGCUGGUCGAUUUUCUACACUGGGUCAACCUAAUGUCAGGCUGCACUUUUUAGCUGUGAGCAAGUAUUGGAGUUCAAGCAAAGAAUGAAAUGUGGAUUUUAGGCAGUGGGUGUUUUAGGAAUUCUUAAGUGAAAUUUCUUCUGAGCUGUGAGUGUAUAGUAAAGCAUGAGUAAAUUCCUAUUUGGGCCACUUUGUAUGGCAGCCUUGGAUAAUCAGAUGGACCCCGUGUGUGCUGUGUCAUAUCAAAUACAAGAAUUAGUGUUUUGGAUGGUUGAGUGAGUAUUUUGUAGGAUUCUAAAUGAGCUCUGUAUAUAGAUAUAUUUUUAAGAUUUAUUUCCUUUUUUGGGAGAGGGAUGCUGUGUUUGCUCUGUUUUUUUAAACUUUACUGUUUAAAUGUGUGAUCUAGGACACAUGGCUGUAAUUGCAACAUAUUGGGACAAAUUAAACUGGAAUGGCUACAGGGAGCUGGUACACGUACCUACCCGUUUCAGACAGUAGGGGGCACUACAGCCAAUUGUGUCUUGUCAAUAAAGGUUUAUUUUCACUGUGA
Paramormyrops kingsleyae is the source of this 2944-nucleotide messenger RNA. RefSeq names its product TRIO and F-actin binding protein b (gene triobpb). Gene Ontology annotation, cellular component: actin cytoskeleton. Lineage: Eukaryota; Metazoa; Chordata; Actinopteri; Osteoglossiformes; Mormyridae. Gene Ontology annotation, molecular function: actin filament binding. Gene Ontology annotation, biological process: positive regulation of substrate adhesion-dependent cell spreading. The record is from RefSeq and is a predicted model, not a curated record.